UCAUGCAGGGAGUGGGUGUAACACAGUGCUGUGUGUCUGGCCUCCAUACAAUGGGCUGCACAUUGUCCUGAAUGGGAUGUGUGUGUAUCCAGCCUCCAGUGUACGUGGCAGGGAGGAGGAGGAGGAGGAGGCUCCAGGCUGAUCAGUGGAAGGAGGGAGCUGUGCUCUAAGGGAAUAGAAAUUGUCAGUUGUGGAAGUUUUCAUUGGAAGUUAGUUUGUAAAGGCAGUCCUAUACAGCAUACGGAGGGUUAAUCCCGGAGCCUGCAGCGUGGCAUCUAAUACACAUCUGGCUGCCGGGAGAUAAAAAUCCAAAAUGUCGAGCGAGGAAAGUAAAACGGAGGAAGAAAACACAGAGACUGCUCUAGAGAAGAUCACAGAUCUGGUACUGAGUGAGGAAAGCAAGUCCAUGUCCCAAGAAAGCACACAGAGCAGCCAAGAGUCUAAUACAUCAUGUGCUGAGUCGGCUCCAGAGGAAAAAGCCCACCAAGACGGGCAAAGCCAAGAAAGCCCAGAGGAACUUUGUGAGUCGGUGAGCUUAGAGCCAGCAUCUGAGGCCACAGCCAAUCAGGAAGAGCAUGACCAUCCCGAUGAAGAAGGUGCUGCAAAAGGAAGUAGCUGGUCUACCUGGGGGACAUGGGGCAAAUCCCUCUUGUCAUCAGCUAGUGCCACUGUAGGUCAUAGCCUAUCUGCAGUCAAGGAAAAAGCCGGAGUCACUUUGCGAAUGAGAAACUCAGAGUCUGAGUCUGAUACUGGAGAACAAGUGUUGCCAGAAAAAGGAGAUUGUCCAGCAGAGCCGUCAUCACCUACAGCGGGUUCCCGUGGUGUAUUUUCCACCAUAACAAAUGUUGUACAAAACACCGGUAAAACCGUUCUCAGCGGCGGUCUGGAUGCCUUGGAAUUUAUAGGGAAGAAGACAAUGAAUGUACUCGCAGAAAGUGACCCCGGCUUUAAGAAAACGAAAAUACUUAUGCAGAGGACAGUAUCUCUAUCACAGAUGUUACGGGAAGCUAAAGAAAAGGAGAAGCAGAGACUGUCUGAGCAGUUGUCAGAUGAGAGGACGGCGCACUAUGGAAUGUUGUUUGAUGAGUAUCAGGGACUGUCACACCUGGAGGCUUUGGAAAUAUUGUCCAACGAAAGUGAGACAAAGGUCCAAGCAUAUUUAUUAUCAUUAAAUGAGGAACAGCUGGAAACACUAAAGGCAGAACUUAUCGCAAUCAAAGAGAUUUUUCUUCAGAAAGACUUUGACAAUGGAGAAGAAUCUAGCAAAGAAGAGGAAGAGAAAGAAGAGUUUGCCAGUAUGCUUACUGAAUUAUUAUUUGAGCUCCAUGUUGCUGCUACACCUGACAAGCUAAAUAAGGCCAGGAAGAAAGCCCAUGAUUGGUUGUCUUCAGAAAGCAUGUGUCCGGAAGAGCCGCCAAAGGACCCGGAGGCAGAUGGCCAGGAGGUGAUAGAGCUUGUGAAAGAAGAUCCUAAAGAAAGCAGCGAAGAACUUCUAGCUGAACAACAGAAGGGCAUCACCACUGAAGAUGUGUACAUGACAUCUAUUGAAAGUCUGGCUGAAAUCACCGCUCGCUGCAUUGAACAGCUUCAUAAAGUGGCAGAACUGAUUCUUCAUGGACAGGACAUAGAAAAGCCGGUGAAGGACCAAGCUGUUGUCUUAACAAAGUUAACCUGUGCUAUGUGUAAAGAAGUAACAUCCUUAUCAAAAAGGUUUACUGACGGUCUGACCACUGUUGGGAGCAAGCUCAAGGCAGAAGCCUUGAAUCCUAUGAUUAACAGUAUACACCUAGAGGGAAGUAACAGCACAACUUAUAUCCAGGAUGCUUUCCGGCUGCUGCUUCCCAUACUGCAAUUCUCUCACAUUCAGGCAACCUCUUCUAAAGCCUAGCACCAUCUACAACUACAGCCUGAGCUAAAUCGCAGCAAAGCCUAACAAUACUGUUCCAGUUGACUGUGAUUUAACCAAUAGGAACAGCUUGCUGCUGUCUGCCGUAUGCAAAUUUGCACAUCGUAGGUUUUGGAAAGUCUUUGUUUCAUAAAGUUGAUGAUUUUGUCUAGAUAUUUAAUGGUUUGAUCUGCAGAAAGUAGAACACCACUGAAUGCUAACAGUUUCGCUUUGAAUAACAAAUGAUUAGACUUCAUGAUAUUAAGAGAUUGUGUAAUUUAUAUUUCGCAACUAUACCCAAAAUUCGUAAAAUAUUCAUACCAAAUAAAUGUCUUCCUUUAAUGUAAUGAAAGUGCUGUCUUUCCAAGAAUAAAUAUCUGCUGACUAUGCCA
Messenger RNA from Rana temporaria (common frog), 2277 nucleotides. RefSeq names its product family with sequence similarity 114 member A1 (gene FAM114A1). The transcript is spliced from 15 exons. Lineage: Eukaryota; Metazoa; Chordata; Amphibia; Anura; Ranidae. The record is from RefSeq and is a predicted model, not a curated record. The coding region runs from base 314 to 1888 and encodes 524 amino acids.